Molecule: messenger RNA, 3804 nt
Organism: Miniopterus natalensis
Lineage: Eukaryota; Metazoa; Chordata; Mammalia; Chiroptera; Miniopteridae
Source: RefSeq, a predicted model, not a curated record
AUGUGUGUCUUCCUGGAGCUCUGCAAGGCACCCUCCCUGCAUCCAAGGCCUGUGCUCAAGAGCUCCCUCCACAAGGGCUCCCCCCACAAGGGCUCCCUCCACAAGGGCUCCCCCCACAAGGGCUCCCCCCACAGAGAUUCCCCCCACAAGAGCUCCCCCCACAAGGGCUCCCCCCACAAGGGCUCCUCCCAUAAGGGCUCCCUCCACAAGGGCUCCCUCCACAAGGACUCCCUCCACAAGGGCUCCCUCCACAAGGGCUCCCCCCACAAGGGCUCCCCCCACAAGGGCUCCCUUCACAAGGGCUUCCCCCACAAGGGCUCCCUCCACAGAGAUUCCCCCCACAAGGGCUCCCUCCACAAGGGCUCCCCCCACAAGGGCUCCCCGCACAAGGGCUCCCCCCACAAGAGCUCCUCCCACAAGGGCUCCCCCCACAAGAGCUCCUCCCACAAGGGCUCCCUCCACAAGGGCUCCCUCCACAAGGGCUCCCCCCACAAGGGCUCCCCCCACAAGGGCUCCCUUCACAAGGGCUUCCCCCACAAGGGCUCCCUCCACAGAGAUUCCCCCCACAAGGGCUCCCUCCACAAGGGCUCCCCCCACAAGGGCUCCCCGCACAAGGGCUCCCCCCACAAGAGCUCCUCCCACAAGGGCUCCCCCCACAAGAGCUCCUCCCACAAGGGCUCCCUCCACAAGGGCUCCCUCCACAAGGGCUCCCCCCACAAGGGCUCCCCCCACAAGGGCUCCCUUCACAAGGGCUUCCCCCACAAGGGCUCCCUCCACAGAGAUUCCCCCCACAAGGGCUCCCUCCACAAGGGCUCCCCCCACAAGGGCUCCCCGCACAAGGGCUCCCCCCACAAGAGCUCCUCCCACAAGGGCUCCCUCCACAAGGGCUCCCUCCACAAGGGCUCCCCCCAUAAGGGCUCCCCCCACAGACAGAGUCCACACAGCCCACUCGAACCAGGGGGCCGGGCCAAGCUCUGUGUGAUUGAGUGGGUACAUUUUUUGGGGCCAGCCUGUGAUCUCAUGACCCAGGGGAUUUUGGCUUUGGUCACGUCUACCGGCUGUGCAUCCGCCAACGCCCUGCAGUCCCUCACAGACGCGAUGCACAUCCCACACCUCUUUGUCCAGCGCAACCCAGGAGGGUCACCACGCACUGCCUGCCACCUGAACCCUAGUCCUGACGGUGAGGCCUACACGCUGGCCUCGAGACCGCCUGUGCGCCUCAAUGACGUCAUGCUCAGGCUGGUGACAGAGCUGCGCUGGCAGAAGUUCGUCAUGUUCUACGACAGUGAAUACGAUAUCCGUGGUCUCCAAAGCUUUCUGGACCAGGCCUCUCGACUGGGCCUUGAUGUCUCUUUACAAAAGGUGGACAAGAACAUCAGCCACGUGUUCACCAGCUUGUUCACCACGAUGAAGACGGAGGAGCUGAAUCGCUACCGGGACACACUACGCCGUGCCAUCCUGCUGCUCAGCCCACAGGGGGCCCACUCCUUCAUCAAUGAGGCCGUGGAGACCAACCUGGCUUCCAAGGACAGCCACUGGGUCUUUGUCAAUGAGGAAAUCAGUGACCCGGAGAUCCUGGAUCUGGUCCACAGCGCCCUUGGCAGGAUGACCGUGGUCCGUCAGAUCUUCCCGUCCGCCAAGGACAACCAGAAAUGCAUGAGGCACAACCACCGCAUCUCCUCCCUGCUCUGCGACCCCCAGGAAGGCUACCUCCAGAUGCUGCAGAUCUCCAACCUCUACCUGUAUGACAGUGUCCUGAUGCUGGCCAACGCCUUCCACCGGAAGCUGGAGGACCGGAAGUGGCACAGCAUGGCGAGCCUCAACUGCAUCCGCAAAUCCACCAAGCCAUGGAAUGGAGGGAGGUCCAUGUUGGACACGAUCAAGAAGGGCCACAUCACCGGUCUCACCGGAGUGAUGGAGUUUCGGGAGGACAGCGCAAAUCCCUACGUCCAGUUUGAAAUCCUUGGCACAACCUACAGUGAGACCUUUGGCAAAGACAUGCGAAAGCUCGCGACCUGGGACUCAGAGAAGGGCCUGAACGGCAGCCUGCAGGAGAGGCCCACAGGCAGCCGCCUGCAGGGGCUGACUCUGAAAGUGGUGACUGUCCUGGAGGAGCCUUUUGUGAUGGUGGCUGAAAACAUCCUUGGACAGCCCAAACGCUACAAAGGCUUCUCCGUGGACGUCCUGGAUGCGCUGGCCAAGGCCCUGGGCUUCAAGUACGAGAUCUACCAGGCCCCUGACGGCAGGUACGGCCACCAGCUCCACAACACCUCCUGGAACGGGAUGAUUGGGGAGCUCAUCAGCAAGAGAGCGGACCUGGCCAUCUCGGCCAUCACCAUCACCCCCGAGAGGGAGAGCGUCGUGGACUUCAGCAAGCGCUACAUGGACUACUCGGUGGGGAUCCUCGUCAGGAAGCCCGAGGAGAAAAUCAGCAUCUUCUCGCUCUUCGCUCCGUUUGAUUUUGCGGUCUGGGCCUGCAUCGCCGCGGCCGUCCCUGUGGUCGGCGUGCUGAUAUUUGUGUUGAACCGGAUCCAGGCCGCGAGGGCUCAGAAUGCUGCCCAGCCCCGGCCGUCCGCGGCUGCCACCUUACACAGCGCCAUCUGGAUCGUCUAUGGCGCCUUCGUACAGCAAGGGGGCGGAUCCGCCGCGAACUCCGUGGCCGUGCGCAUCGUGAUGGGAAGCUGGUGGCUCUUCACCCUCAUCGUGUGCUCCUCCUACACGGCCAACCUGGCUGCCUUCCUCACCGUGUCCAGGAUGGACAGCCCCGUAAGGACAUUCCAGGACCUGUCCAGGCAGGCGGAGCUGUCCUACGGCACCGUGCGGGACUCUGCUGUGUACGAGUACUUCCGAGCCAAGGGCACCAACCCCCUGGAGCAGGACAGCACGUUUGCCGAACUCUGGCGGACCAUCAGCAAGAACGGAGGUGCUGACAACUGCGUGUCCAGCCCUUCGGAAGGCAUCAGGAAGGCAAAGGAGGGGAACUAUGCCUUCCUGUGGGACGUGGCCGUGGUGGAGUACGCAGCCCUGACCGACGAAGACUGCUCCGUGACCGUCAUCAGCAACAGUGUCAGCAGCAAGGGCUACGGGGUCGCCCUGCAGCACGGCAGCCCCUACAGGGACCUCUUCUCCCAGAGAAUCCUGGAGCUGCAAGACACUGGGGACCUGGACGUGCUGAAGCAAAAGUGGUGGCCGCACACGGGCCGCUGCGACCUCGCCAGCCACGCCAGCGCCCAGGCCGAUGGCAGGUCCCUCAAGCUGCACAGCUUCGCUGGCGUCUUCUGUGUCCUGGCUGUUGGUCUCCUCCUCGCCUGCCUGGUGGCCGCCCUGGAGCUGUGGUGGACCAGCAACCGCUGCCGCCAGGAGACGCCCAAAGAGGACAAGGAGGUGAACCUGGAGCAGGUCCACCGGCGCAUGAACAGCCUCAUGGACGAAGACAUCGCCCACAAGCAGAUCUCCCCGGCGUCCAUCGAGCUCUCGGCCUUAGAGAUGGGGGGUCUGGCGCCCAGCCAGGCGUUGGAGCCACCACGGGAGUACCAGAGCACCCAGCUCUCCGUCAGCACCUUUCUGCCCGAGCAGAGCAGCCACGGCACCAGCAGGACCCUCUCGGCGGGGCCCAGCGGCAACCUGCCGCUGCCGCUGAGCAGCGCGGCCACCUUGCCCUCCAUGCAGUGCAAACACAGGUCGCCCAACGGGGGGCUGUUCCGCCAGAGCCCGGUGAAGACCCCCAUCCCCGUGUCCUUCCAGCCCGUGCCUGGGGGCGUCCUUCCGGAGGCCCUGGACACCUCCCACGGCACCUCCAUCUGA